Molecule: messenger RNA, 423 nt
Organism: Styela clava
Lineage: Eukaryota; Metazoa; Chordata; Ascidiacea; Stolidobranchia; Styelidae
Cellular component (GO): centrosome; spindle
Source: RefSeq, a predicted model, not a curated record
AUGCCUUCUAAAUCAUCAUUAAGCGACAGCAGUGAACAAUAUACUUCAGUUACUCGACGAUCCAUUAAACUGAACUCAGAUGAGUUGGAUCUAUGGGAAAUGUUCCACUAUGCUGGUCUCACACUGGAUCCACAAGUUUUUCGAGUAAUUUUGGACUUGAUACGUUUAGAUAUCCAACCAAAAGCUAUAUUGGAUGUAUUAGAAUCAGUAUGUCCAAACAGCAAGCAUUUUGUGCCUUGUGUGCAAAAAGAAACAGGACCGAAGUUGAACCAAACAUCCAUAUCAGGCUCAUCAAGCAGCCGAAAAAGCAUUCCUAAAACUGGAACUAAUAUUGCAAAGGGUGAAACUUCAACACAGCUUCGUAAACAGUCAAUACCAAAGCCAGAUAAAGCGGGUGGCGAUUCAAAAAUAUCCAAACGAUGA